AUGGCACCACCCAAAGAACACGAACGAAGACGGAAAUUUCAUCGCCGGAGCAAGUAUGGAUGCAUACGAUGCAAAGCGAAACAUGUGAAGUGUAAUGAACAAAAGCCAAUGUGCACCAACUGCCUCCAGACCGGGAAUCAGUGUAUAUAUCCGAUUACAGGGCAGCCCUUACGGUCAAGCCGGCCCAGCAGCGUCACCAUAGACAGCUCCAAGUGUCAAAAGGUCCUGAACGAAUCAUUAAGGACAGAUCCACGCGUCAAUGUCGAUAAAUAUGGAAGCGAAUCGUUUGAUACUCUGCCAGAGCCAUCGCGCCGUCUGUUGUGUCACUUUUCGCGAUCUACAAUACGUGGUUUGAGGUCCAUCGCCGAUCAACAGGGACAUUCGACGAUCCAGAGGUUCCAUGGGAACUUGGGGUAUAUGCAUAUAUGCGUCAUGCUCUCAGCCUGCGCAUGGGCUUGGAGUACAGGGUCAAUGGACGAAGUUCGACUUCCGUUCCUGUAUCACAAGACGGCGUCGUAUCAAUUCGCAAGACAACAAAUUUUGAUACCAGAAGCGACCGGAAGACAGAAUGUAGUUUUGGCGAUUUCUGCUCUUGCUUUAGUUGAGGCCGCGACAGGAGAGUUCGAAGCCUCAUACAGGCACCUGAAAGCCAUGGAGACGGUGGUCGAGGAAUGGAGUAAGGCGAUUGAUAAGGUGCCAAUGUUACCGCGAAUGAUGUUGAAGAUGACUAAAGAUCACAUACGGACUAGUGAGCCUGACGAGCUUCUGGAAGCAUCCCAGCCGGCUUUCAUGGCGCUCCUGUUGGUUUCGAUUUGGGACCUCACAGCAUCACCACCAAGAUGUGGUUGGUGGCAAGAAGACCUUGAAACACCGGUUGCCAAAACAUGGCAGCAGUACACAAAGAAACUUGAACUCAACUGCCAAAUCUCAAAAGGAUUGGAAGCUUGCAAGCACGAACCUCGCCUUCUAAACGGGGAUGCUGUCAGCAGCCGCAUCGGUUUCCUCGCCACGUUCCUGUACUUAUGCUCGGUAUCAGACAACAUAUUAUGCGACAUGACUCUGACCGCUUGGCUUCUCCAGCAAAUCGCAGGCGAUCAUGGUAUAGACAAGGGUCUUCUUGAAGCCAAUGAAUGCACGCAGUCAUUCUGGCUAUUUUAUGUUCUGUUCAGUGCAUCGAUCGUUUCCACCAGUCGAACCAACACCGAAGUAGAGAAAACACAGCUAACCAUAUGGCGCGAGGUCUGUAAUCAUAGGAUAAGGUUUGCUGUGGAUCAAUUAGGCGUCGAAAGCUGGAAGCACGCCCGGAUAAUGCUGGUCCGAGUAAUGGGGGGUAUAGGAGGAGACGUAGAGAAAAGCUUGGAGGAGUUGUGGAGUAAAGGAAUCUACCAACCUUGA
Messenger RNA from Fusarium mangiferae, 1395 nucleotides. RefSeq lists its product as uncharacterized. The transcript is spliced from 6 exons. Gene Ontology annotation, molecular function: zinc ion binding; DNA-binding transcription factor activity, RNA polymerase II-specific. NCBI's taxonomy places the organism in Eukaryota, Fungi, Ascomycota, Sordariomycetes, Hypocreales, Nectriaceae. Gene Ontology annotation, biological process: regulation of transcription by RNA polymerase II. The record is from RefSeq and is a predicted model, not a curated record. Bases 1 to 1395 code for a protein of 464 amino acids.